Messenger RNA from Rhinolophus ferrumequinum (greater horseshoe bat), 2321 nucleotides. It is a transcript of the gene COCH, whose product is annotated as cochlin. The coding region runs from base 306 to 1967 and encodes 553 amino acids. The record is from RefSeq and is a predicted model, not a curated record. The transcript is spliced from 11 exons. Lineage: Eukaryota; Metazoa; Chordata; Mammalia; Chiroptera; Rhinolophidae.
CGCGGGCGUGCGGGUCUCUGAGCCUGCUUGUCGGUGUCUCUCUUUUGUCGCUCCCAGCUUGUCUAUCUUCAUAUCGCACCCACCACCCUGGUCCGGGUUGCACAUCGAUUCUGGGUUUGGCUCGAUUUGCCGCCGCCGGAGCGUCGCCUCCAGAUCGAGAGGGCGCUAGCUCCUGGGUGUCCGAGGGGUGGAGGAUCUCCGCGGGGCGGCGAGCGGGUGUAGUGGGGACGCAGGGGCUUCUGUUCUCCAGGAGCCUCCUUCUUAUUCUCCGUCUCUCCCAGGUCCGAGCAGCCCCCUCGACUACCAUGGCUGCAGCCUGGAUCCCCGCUCUCUGCUUCGGUGUCUGUCUGCUGCUGCUGCUGCUGCUGCCGGUGUCGGCGAGCAGCCAGGGAGCCGUUCCCAUCGCUAUCACAUGCUUAACCAGAGGUCUGGACAUCAGGAAAGAGAAAGCGGAUGUCCUCUGCCCAGGGGGCUGCUCUCUUGAGGAAUUCUCCGUGUUUGGGAAUGUAGUAUAUGCUUCUGUAUCAAGCAUAUGCGGUGCGGCUAUCCACAGGGGAGUAAUCAGCACCUCAGGGGGACCUGUGAGAAUCUACAGCCUACCAGGUCGAGAAAACUAUUCCUCAGUAGAAGCCAAUGGCAUUCAGUCUCAAAUGCUUUCCAGGUGGUCUGCUUCUUUCACAGUGACAGAAGGCAAAAGUGCUGCCCAGGAAGUCACAGGACAAGCAGUGUCCACAGCACGUCCAUCAACAGGUAAACGACAAAAGAAAACACCUGACAAGAAAGCUGGCAAUAAAGACUGUAAAGCAGACAUUGCAUUUAUGAUCGAUGGAAGUUUUAAUAUUGGGCAGCGCCGAUUUAAUCUACAGAAGAAUUUUAUUGGGAAAGUGGCUCUAAUGUUGGGAAUUGGAACUGAAGGACCACAUGUGGGCGUUGUUCAAGCCAGUGAACAUCCCAAAAUAGAAUUUUACUUGAAAAACUUUACAUCAGCCAAAGAUGUUUUGCUUGCCAUAAAGGAAGUAGGUUUUCGAGGGGGUAAUUCCAACACAGGAAAAGCCUUGAAGUAUACCGCUGAGAAAUUCUUCACACCAGAGACUGGAAUGAGAAAAGGGCUCCCCAAAGUGGUGGUGGUAUUUAUUGAUGGCUGGCCUUCUGAUGAAGUCGAGGAAGCAGGCAUUGUGGCUAGAGAGUUUGGUGUUAAUGUAUUUGUAGUUUCUGUGAACAAGCCUAUCCCAGAGGAACUGGGGAUGGUUAAGGAUGUUGCAUUUAUUGACAAGAUGGUCUGUCGGAACACUGACUUCUUCACUUACCACAUGCCCAACUGGUUUAGCACCACAAAGUAUGUCAAGCCCCUGGUACAGAAGCUCUGCACUCAUGAGCAAAUGCUGUGCAGCAAGACCUGUUACAACUCAGUGAACAUUGCCUUUCUAAUUGACGGCUCGAGCAGUGUUGGAGAGAGUAAUUUCCAGCUCGAGCUCCAAUUUGCUGCCAACAUAGUCAAAAUGUUUGAAGUAUCUGACAUUGGUGCCAAGAUCGCUGCUGUACAGUUCACCUACGAUCAGCGCAUAGAAUUCAAUUUCAAUGACUAUAAUGUCAAAGAGAAUAUCCUCGAGGUUAUCAGCAACAUCCGCUAUAUGAGUGGCGGAACAGCUACUGGUGAGGCCAUCGCCUUUACCAUGAGAAGCGUGUUUGGUCCCGUGAGGGACAGCCCCAACAAGAACUUCCUGGUCGUUGUCACAGAUGGGCAGUCCUAUGACGAUGUGCUCGGCCCGGCCGCUGCCGCACAGGAUGCAGGUAUCACCAUCUUCUCUGUUGGUGUGGCUUGGGCACCUCUGGAUGACCUGAAAGAUAUGGCCUCUAAACCAAAGGAGGAACAUUCUUUCUUCACAAAAGAGUUCACAGGAUUAGAAGCACUUGUUCCUGAUGUCAUCAGAGGCAUUUGUGGUGAUUUUGUAGCAUCGCAGCAAUAAUGGUGACAUUUUGACAACUGAAAGAAAAAGUGCAAGAGAACAUAAUGUAUGUUAUAUUCGCCUAAUACUGAAAUACUAUAGAGCAUACUAGGAUCUGAUACAAAACUACUAAAGAUGCCAACAGCUGUAAGCAAAUAAGCAUUAAAGCUACUACCUUCUAAUUACAAUUUAGAUGUAAUUGUUCAAAACACUCUGCUAAGGCUUCAUAAUCGUGACCCUUAGAAACUCAGGAAAAAGGAUAUAUUGUGGAUUGAAAUCUUAAGAGUUCUAUUCUAACAUGCGUAUUAAAUGUGUAUAUGUAUAUAUAUGCAAAUUGCAUAGCUCAAUAAAAUCUGAUAUUUAGAUCAAAAGCAA